Molecule: messenger RNA, 1371 nt
Organism: Melampsora larici-populina 98AG31
Lineage: Eukaryota; Fungi; Basidiomycota; Pucciniomycetes; Pucciniales; Melampsoraceae
Exons: 5
Coding region: 1-1371 (456 amino acids)
Source: RefSeq, a predicted model, not a curated record
AUGAUCAUCAUCUAUCCGGGCGAAGGGGCCAGGAAGGGACAUGCAAAUCCUUGGAUUCGCUUUUUGGCUUUUUGUCCGCUGGCACUGGAAGUUGAAUACCCUUUCUUCUUCGCGUUGGCCAACCUCCCAGAUCUGUCCAACAUACCUGGAAUUGAAGAUGAACCGAUUGAAAAUGAAGACGAAGUGAAUCUUCAGCACCUUGAUGAUUCAAUCUCAGCUCCUCCAGUUCACCAACUCACUCAUGAAGAACGUCAAAAAUACCAGCCGUUAUUUGAUGAACUUGUCAAUGUUGAAAAAUUACACUUAUGUCAUGGACAGCCAAGCCCUACAAGCUCUGUAGCCACGCUACAGAAGAGAUCUCUGGUUGAGCUGUGUAAGGCUCACCAUGCGUUUGCUGUAGUAUGCCAGCGAUUCCAGAUCACGUAUUACUUGGCCGGUGUUAGCUGUGGUAGUACAGAAGGAUGGACACAGGUGUUUUCAAAUAACACCUCGUUUGCAACUUGGGCAUCGAGCGAUGAUGUCAAAGUCCCGCAGACUUUGGCAUCUUAUAUCCAUGGUCAGUCGGCGGCGAAAAAAGUUGAAGGUAGCAAGCCCCAACAACCAAGCGAUGAGCGGAAAACUCGCCUUGGAAGGGAACUCAACAUUUUAUACCGCGCUCUUAUGAAGGAAGGCACAUUUCCAAAGUGUGAAGACCCAGAAGGUGAACUAAAGAGUGGGAAUCUGCUGAUUCGUAUUGUACAGAAGCCAGGGAGUAACUUAUCAAAAAGCGAGCUUGAGGCAGGUCAUUGUUUAGCAAGGAGUUCAACGGUGAAGUCAUGGCUCAGAGAUAUCAAAGAGGGAUAUUUUCUGCUUGAGUCUAUCCCAGAAUCCGAACGUGAACCUAUUCCUGCCCGCCGACCAAAAUCUAAAAAGUCGACCAAAACGAAAAACACUAAUAUUCAACCAUCCAAUCACCCCACUAAUAAUGGUUCCACUUCUCAGAAUCAAAACAACAACACUGGAUCUCAGUCAACCGAUGAAGUUCAACUUACUGAAGAGCUCACUCACCAGCUCACUCGAGAUCGUAUCAACACAAAUCACAAUUCGGAAUCACAGCCCGAACAAGCAACCUCGAGAACACUUGCUCCUGAGGCGUCUUCCAACACCAAUCAAACUAAUUCAGGCUUGAAGCGUAAGCUUCAAGCAUUGGCUAAGGGUAGUGUACAAAAUCAAGAGGUAAAGAAAAAGAAGAGAAAAAUCAAAGCCACUGCAGACAAUGACAAAGACAAUGAUAGCAGCACUGAAGAAGAAGACAGCAGCACUGAAGAAGAAGAUAGCAGCACCGAAGAAGAAGAUAGCAGCACCGAAGAAGAUAGCAAUUCUGACUUAUGA